GGGCAGGAAGGCGUGACUAGGAGGAGGUGGGUCUUGGCGCCCUUCGUGGAGCAGUGUGACGUUGGGACCCGCCAGGGAAGGACAGACUUGAAGGGAAGGGAAAAUGAGGAAGAGCAGUGAAAGGGACUGAAAGGGAAAGUAACGUGACAGUGAAAGGGAGAGUGAGACGAGAUAGUGAGAGGGAAAGUGAGGACAGUGAAAGGGACAGUAAUGAGGGAAAGUGACGGAACAUUAAGAGUGAAAGUGAGAGGGACAGUAAAAGGACAGUGAAAGGGACAGUAAAGAGGGAAAGUGACGGAACAUUAAGAGUGAAAGUGAAAGGGACAGUAAAAGGACAGUGAAAAGGGACAGUGAAGAGGGAAAGUGAGGCGAGAAAGUGAAGGAACAGACAGUGAAAGUGAGUGGGUGGCAGUGUUCACGGUCUCAACAAACGUACGCACACACACACACACACACACACACACACACACACACACCAACUGCGUAUGUGCGUGUAUGUGCGUGUGCAUCAAACGCCGUGAAGAAACGCACAUGGCUUUUGCGUAAGUGGUCGUGGUGGUGGUGGUGAUGUGCAACGUGUGUGUGUGUUUGUUUAAGUGGUCCUAAGAGGCACCCAGGAGCUUACCCCCCCCCCUCUCGCAGCCCCCCCUUCUCCCCAACCCCCCCCUUUCCUCCUCUCCCCUUCUCUCCUCCUCCUUCUCCUCCUCCUUCCUUUCACAUAACAAGUUUACUCCACUCAGACCUCCUUUCCAUAACCUCUUCUUCUUCUUCUUCUUCUUCUUCUUCUUCUUCUUCCUUUUGUUUUUUUUCUUCUUCCUCCUCCUCCUCUCCAUUCAAAUUCUUCUUCCUCCUCCUCCACAUUCCUUCAUUUCCUUCCUCCUCCUUCUCCCAUUUCCUUAUUUUUUCUUCCUCCUCCUCCCCACUCCUUUUUUUCUUCCUCCUCAUCCUCCUCCUCCCCAUACCUAUUUUUCUUCCUCCUCUUCCUUCCCAUUCUUUUUUUUCUUCCUCCUCCUUCCCAUUCCUCUUUUUUCUUCCUCCUCCUCCUCCCAUUCCCUUAUUUUUUCUUCCUCCUCCUCCCCAUUCUAUUUUUUCUUCCUUCUUCCUAUUUCUUUUCUUCCUCCUCCUCCUACUCCCAUUCCUCUUUUUUUCUUUCUCCUCCUCCUCCUCCUCUCAUUUCGUUUUUUUCUCCUUCCUCCUCCAACCAAUUCUUUUUUUCUUCCUCCUCCUCUUCCCCAUUCUCUUUAUUUUCCUUCUCCCUGUUUUGUUUCGUUUCCUACCCUACAAACACCCCAUCAGCACCCCUUCCCUUCCUAUCACCCCAUCAAACUUGUAUUCCUAGGCUCCUCCUCCAUUCCCUUCACCCUCAACACCCCACCCUCUCUCUCUCUCUCUCUCUCUCUCUCUCUCUCUCUCUCUCUCUCUCUCUCUCUCUCUCUCUCUCUCUCUCUCUCUCUCUCUCUCUCUCUCUCAUCCCACACUCACACACCUGCACUCUUAUGUUAUCCUUAUCUUCAUCUCUUAUCCUUAUCCAGUCUUUCAGCAUCAAAAAGAAUCCUCCGCUCCCAGCAACAUCUCUUUCCACCCCCCAUCACUCCACUCUUUCACCCUCAACCUCCAUCCCUUCCACCUCAACCCCCCCAUCUCGUCACCUCCUUACCCCAUCGUCUGAAACCCCUUCCUUAUCUUUCCUUGCGACAAAUCUUUCUAAAAUCCCCCUCUCUCUCUCCUCUCUCCUCCUCCUCCUCCUCUUUUCUCUCUCCUCCUCCUCCUCCUCCUCCUUCUCCUCAUGCCUUCGGGAGAGGAAGAAGGCAAGAAGAAGCAUCGUAGUUGAGACUUACGGGACGCGGGCUUGAUGACUGCCUCAUCCUCCCUCUCUGACAACGAAAACAAAGCCAGCGGUGUUACGUCAUAUGUUUACAAGUGACGUCACGAGCCUCAAGAAGAAGAAGAGGAGGAGCAGCGUUGGGCGUCCUGUCACCAUCAUGCGAGAUCAUCCCGAGGCACGGCAGGAAGGGGGGGAGGAGGCCACCACCCUGGUCAGCCGUUUCAACCAGCUGCAGGAGGAGCGGGUGCUGACCUACCGACGCCUGGAUGACGGCCACAAAGCCUACCUCGCAACUAGGCCUCAGUACGACUUCACGACCUACCGCCACUGUGUGCAUGACGUGACGCAGGCCUUCAGCAAGGUGUCCGAGGGUGUGCUGGAGGUGGAGGCCGCCCUCAGGAGUGGGGGUCACACAGCACUGGCGGAUAUCCUCGAGGCCAUCCAGGAGUGUGAGAGGCGCAAGCUGGAACUGACGGUUCACCUCCAACUGGCCCGGCAGAUGGUGGAGGAGGUGGAGGAGGGCGGCGUCAUCAUGGGGGGCGGAGAGCUGGAGCGGAGUAAGGUGCGGGAGUUGAGGGGGCAGCUGGGCAAGGUGGUGGAGGAGAUUAACGACCUCCUCACCGAACUCCGCUACGAGGUGCACGGGGAGGGGGAGGGGGACUAGGGUGUGUGUGGGGUGACAGGAUGGGGAGGGCAGUUAGGGUGUGGGUGAUAGGUUGUGAGAGCUGUUGGGAGUGAAAGUGCCAGGUCGCCAUCCACCAGGCAGACCAAAGAGGAUAUAGAGGCAGUAUGUUGAGGAGGAUUUGUCAGCAUUGGGCAUUGGAGAAGCUGAGGUCUGUAUUUUUAAUCCCUUGGCUAUGGAUUUCCUACAAGAAGACAUCACCAAACUACAGCAAUGUAAACAAAAAGUGGCUGCUACAACUCAAUAAAGAAAAAUAUAAAGUCAUGCACCUUAGGAGGGAAUAUCCAGCAUACUGAUACCACAUGGGAAACACUCCACUAUCCACCACAGAGGCAGAGAAAGACCUGGGAGUGUGUGUUACGAGGCUACCAGUGAAAGCCAAAUCCAUGUCAAUCGCAGCGGACAGGUUAAAUACAUCGGCACCUCAGUACGCCUGCUCGAAAAGCCUUUUGUAGAAGUUGCUGGGAUUUCCAUGGCGUGUGUUGUGAUCCUGGUGAUGGUUUGACACGACCUCUGUGCCAUGUACGGGAAAAGACACCCACGAAAACACGGUUAGUCUUCUCUGUGGCCUUGGGAAAUUGUCGUAGAGGGAGCCUGAUGUGUUUAAGAAUAUAGAUGAGGCAACACGAAAAUAGUUAAGAGCAUAUCAUCAACCUUCAACCUCAUAAGUAACAGAUGAUUAUGAUGAUGAUAGGGUAGUUAAGAGCAUAUCAUUGACCCUCUAACCUCAUAAGUAACAGAUUAUGAUGAUAGGUGGGGAGGAAGGAUGGGCUGAAGGGGUUAUGUAUGAGUGUGGAAGAUUCGGUAAGAGCAAGGAAAAGGGAGGAGAAAAGAUGACUAAAUAAGAGGAAGUGUACGUAAGGAAGAGUGAAUGAGGGGGACAGUAGAUAGGGAGACAGCUGGCGAGGAGUAGAAGAUGGGUAACAAAGAUGAUGGGGUUUUAGAGAGACGAGGAAUAGGAUAAGGGAGGUAGAGUAAGUAUUUUAAAGUUAAAUAAAAAGACAAUAAAAAUAGGGUGAUGAAGAUGGGGUUACUGAGAGAGGAGGAGGAGGCGGAGUAGGACAAGAACUGAGGAGGUGGAGAAUAAGUAUUUUAAAGUUAAAUAAAAAUAAAGAAUAAAAAUAUUA
Eriocheir sinensis (Chinese mitten crab) is the source of this 3634-nucleotide messenger RNA. Its product is annotated as required for excision 1-B domain-containing protein-like. The record is from RefSeq and is a predicted model, not a curated record. Lineage: Eukaryota; Metazoa; Arthropoda; Malacostraca; Decapoda; Varunidae. The transcript is spliced from 7 exons. Bases 1911 to 2489 code for a protein of 192 amino acids.